AUGGAAAGCCAAACCCUCUUCUCGUCCAGAUCCGGCGGCUCGACGGCCAUGACUAAGCUCGGGCCGAACCCGGCUAACUCCUGCCCCCUGACGCCGCUAGGAUUCCUGGAAUGUGCGGCCACCGCGUACCGCGAUUGCCCCUCCGUCGUCUACCACGACACCGUCUACACCUGGAGCCAGACCUUCCGCCGCUGCCUCCGCCUCGCCUCUGCCCUCGCCUCGAUUGGGAUCGCCCGCCGGGAUGUCGUGUCCGUGCUGCUGCCGAACGUGCCGGCCAUGUACGAGAUGCAGUUCGGCGUGCCGAUGAGCGGCGCCAUCCUGAACAACAUCAACACGCGCCUCGACGCGCGCACCGUGUCCGUCCUCCUCCACCACUCCGGCUCCAAGCUCGUCUUCGUCGACCCGGCGUCGCUCCAGCUCAUCGAGGACGCGCUCCGGCUCCUGCCGCCGGAGCACCCUGUCCCCCGCGUCAUCGUCGCGGAGGACCCCCACGAGAAGGAGCUCCCUCCCGCCCCCGCGACGGCGUUGACGUACGAGGGGCUGCUUGAGAAAGGCGACCCGGAUUUCGCGUGGGUCCGGCCGGCGAACGAGUGGGAGCCGAUGAUCCUAAACUACACCUCCGGUACGGCGUCGGCGCCCAAGGGGGUGUUGCACUGCCACCGCGGCAUCUUCUUGAUAACCCUCGACUCGCUCGUGGACUGGGCGAUGCCGGCGCGGCCGACGUACCUGUGGACGCUCCCCAUGUUCCACGUCAACGGCUGGAGCUUUCCGUGGGGGGUAGCCGUGGUGGGCGGCAGCAACGUCUGCCUUCGCCGCGUAGACGCCGCCGAUGUCUACGCCGCCAUCUCUCGCCACGGGGUGACGCACCUCUGCGGCGCGCCGGUCGUGCUGAACAUGCUGGCCAAUGCACCCGAGGCCGUGCGGAAGACGCUGCCCGGCAAGGUGGAGAUACUCACGGGCGGCGCACCGCCGCCCGCUGCCGUGCUGCACCGCACCGAGGCCAUCGGCUUCAAAGUCAGGCACGGGUACGGGCUAUGCGAGACGGCGGGGCUGGCGACGUCGUGCGUCUGGAACGCGGAGUGGGACAAGCUGCCCGCCUCGGAGCGCGCGCGGCUCAAGGCGAGGCAGGGCGUGCGCACGCCGGCUACGGCCGAGGUCGACGUCGUCGACGAUAAGAGCGGCCGCAGCGUGCCCCGUGAUGGCUCCACGGCAGGCGAGGUAGUGAUCCGAGGAGGGUGCGUCAUGCUGGGUUACUUCAACGACGAGGCGGCGACACGGGCGUCGAUCAGGCGAGACGGCUGGUUCUACACGGGGGACGUCGGGGUGAUGCACCCGGACGGGUACCUGGAGAUACGCGACCGCUCCAAGGACGUGAUCAUAAGCGGCGGGGAGAACAUCAGCAGCGUGGAGGUGGAGUCCGUGCUGUACGGCCACCCGGCCGUGAACGAGGCGGCGGUGGUGGCCCGGCCGGACGAGUUCUGGGGCGAGACGCCUUGCGCGUUCGUGAGCCUCAAGGUGGACAACGGUAGGGGCGAGCUGACGGAGGCGGAGCUCGUGGCAUGGUGCCGGGAGCGCAUGCCGCGCUACAUGGUGCCGAAGACCGUCGUGUUCCGGGACGAGCUGCCCAAGACGUCCACGGGCAAGAUCCAGAAGUACGUGCUCCGGAACAUCGCCAAGGAGUUGGGGCCCACCAGCAGGGGCGUCAGCAGCAAGAUGUAG
Messenger RNA from Triticum turgidum subsp. durum (durum wheat), 1719 nucleotides. Lineage: Eukaryota; Viridiplantae; Streptophyta; Magnoliopsida; Poales; Poaceae. The record is from the annotation of a GenBank genome assembly.